AUGGCAUUACUGGAGACCAAGCUCGAGUACUGGAGUAUUUGUACGACAAAGGGUGUAUUCCUUCGGAGACAGUCGAAGGUCCGUGGCAGUGCUGGAGCAAUCAAGUUCUUGUACAGCACUGGGUUAAUCUGGUCGGAAAUGGUUGAAGACGCGUUGCAAACUGCCGUGCGCGAUAACACUGCAGACGCCGUUGCUGCUGUGAUCUCAACUGGUGAUAUAUCGGUAGAGGUGGUCGAGAAUGUUUUACUGAAAGCCGUCGAUAGGGAUGACGUCUACGCUGUAAAGGGUUUGGCCCAGUGUGGGUGCAAUUUACGUGGCGCUCUUAAAAAGUCAUGGCUUCCACAUUAUCGUCGAAGUAAAGUGGGGCUUUUCUUCAGACAGAACGGGGAUACCAUCGAGAUGACCCAGAGUAGCGUCCACUUGGCUUCAAGCAACAACACCUCUGACCACGGUCUGCUAUUCCCAUGGAAGCUCCGGGUGCUACCUAGCAUUAUGAGGCUCAUCAACGAGUUCACAGUAUCAACCGAAGCGGAGGUGAUGGAGGCAGCUACAACUGGAAAUACGGACGUGCUAUUGACACUUCUACCUCAAUUCUCUGAUCAAGUAGGUGUCGGACUCGCUGUACACGGGGUUCUUGAAGUCGCAGCAGUUCAUGGACAUCGCGAUUCGAUCCACGUGGUCCAUCGCUGGUGGGUUUGUGGUGGUAGGAGGCAAAAGAGGAAGAUCGAAUGCGGUAUUGCCGGCUUUCUUGCGCUGAGCCACGGCUGCGCUCGAAGAAGCUACCUGUCGGGCCAGCUAGGAGACAUCGAGCUCAUAUGCAGACAUGCUCCAGUUACCAGGCGCUUGCUUUGGGCAGCGGAGUAUGGUCAUCUUCAAGUGAUUAAACUUGUUUUCCCAAGGCCAGACUUCGACGUGCAAGACCAGAUUUACUUUCUGCACGUAUCAAUGCUUCUAGCGUCCGAGCAUGGCCAUUUCGGCAUUGUAAAGUUCUUGAAUGAGCGUUGUGGAGAUGGUAUAUUUCAAUAUGGCGAGAAUGUUGACCAUGCUGCUUGUCCGCUGUUAGUUGCGAUUCAAGGAAGAUCGAUGGAGACCGCAAACUAUUUGUUUGCGAACAAAAAAUUCAAGGUAUCAUCGUUUACGCAAGCCUUCCUUUCUGCUGACUCGCUCGGAUCUCUGGAUCUUGUAAAGAAGCUGUACGAUUACGGGAAAUUCAGCGCAACUUUACUCGGUGAUGCUUUUGUUGGUGCUGCUGAAAAUGGACAGUUGGAUAUCGUGGAAUUCCUGCAGUCUAAAGGACAUAUUGACGACGAACAAAUUGGCAAGGUACUCGAAGCUGCUGCAGGUUGCGGUAAAUUCGACGCGGUGAGGUACCUUUAUGCCCUUCAGGGAUUUAAACCAUCGCCUGUUUGGGUUGGAAAGGCUUUCACAGCUGCAGCAAGUGGAGGCCAUCUCGACGUGGUAAAAUUACUGGAUACGAAGGAGUAUAUUCCACCUGCGACGAUUGUUAAAGCCUUUGGGGAAGCAGCCAAGGACGGCGGCCAACCAUCUUCGUACAUUGCAGACCCCGUUGAUGUACUGAAGUUCCUGUACGCAACAGGCUGCAUCACCACUGCGGAAGUGUACAAAGUGAUCCCAGCAGCAGCGGCACGCUGCUGUGUGGACGUCAUGCAGUUUUUGUAUGCCAGAGGGACGGUUCCGUCAAUGGUUUCCGAUAUCGCGUUCGCCGUUGCGGUUCAAGCAAACUGUGCUGCGGUAGUCAGUUUUCUCUGCAAGACCGAGACCAUUUAUGCCUUGGCAAUCGAAGACGAGUUUCUGAGAGCGGCCAAGACGGGCGACAUUUACAUGCUAAAUGCAAUUGUGGAGUCUGGCUGCGUUCCUCAAGCGCUGGUACGAAAGGCAUCCCGAAAGGUCUACGGAACCAGAGUUGAGCAAUUCCUGCGUCAGCGAAAGAUCUAA
This is a messenger RNA of Phytophthora sojae, 1956 nucleotides long. RefSeq lists its product as hypothetical. NCBI's taxonomy places the organism in Eukaryota, Oomycota, Peronosporomycetes, Peronosporales, Peronosporaceae. Bases 1 to 1956 code for a protein of 651 amino acids. The record is from RefSeq and is a predicted model, not a curated record. The transcript is spliced from 2 exons.